AUGGCUUUGUCCUCCUCACAAGUGCCUUCGCCAGGCCAUGUUCUCGUAACAGGCGGCUGCGGCUUCCUGGGCCACCACAUUGUUGACCUCCUGCUCGAACGUCACCCUCAAACCCGCGUCUCCGUCCUCGACCUCCGCACGACCUCGAACCGCAGCUCGAACCCCAAUGUCUCCUACUACGAUGGUGAUCUCACAGACAAGGAUGCGACCAAGGCGCUCUUCCAGAAAUUGAAGCCUGAGGUGGUGAUCCACACCGCAAGCCCCCACCACACCGCAAAGAAUGAAAUCCUGUUCAAGGUGAACGUGGAUGGCACGAAAGCGCUUCUAGAGGUGUCCCAGGAGACGGGUGUUAAAGCCUUUGUGCAUACGAGCUCCGCAAGUGUAAUACAUAAUCCCGAGGAAGAGCUAGUCAAUGCGGACGAGACGUAUCCAUUGAUCGCGGGAAAGGAACAACCUGAAUACUAUACCAGUACAAAGGUCUGGGCUGAAUCAGCCGUCCUCGCUGCCAACCGCACUCCCGCCUCCUUCCUCACCUGCGCCAUCCGUCCCGCCGGCAUAUUCGGCGAAGGUGAUGUCCAAUUGCUGCCCAAGAUGCUGAGCGCCUACUUCAAAGGCCAGCACAAGUUCCAGAUUGGCGAGAAUCAGAACCUCUUCGAUUUCACCUACGUGAAGAAUGUCGCUCACGCGCAUCUCCUCGCCGUCGUCGCUCUUCUUACCACUCACAAAAAGCUUCCAUCGAUACCUCUGGACACAGAGCGGGUGGAUGGCGAGGCGUUCCUGGUCACCAACGGUCAGCCGGUAUACUUCUGGGACUUCCCUCGCCAGGCUUGGAAGGAGGCGGGCAACACCCUGCCUAUUGAAUCCGUCUGGCAUUUGAGUUUUGGGACUAUGAUGGUGGUGGGCAGCUUGCUGGAGUUGGCAUGUUGGCUACUAGGAAAGACGCCGAAUCUCAACAGACAACAGGUACAAUACAGCUGCUGGACGCGGUAUUACAACAUUGACAAGGCGAAGAGGAGGCUAGGCUACAAGCCGAUCGUACCCCUCGAGGAGGGAAUCAAGAGGGGAGUGAGGUACAUCUUAGAGCAAAGGGAGAAAGAGGCGAAUGGGGUUGCUGCGAAGAAGAACCUAUAG
Messenger RNA from Mytilinidion resinicola, 1131 nucleotides. RefSeq lists its product as uncharacterized. Lineage: Eukaryota; Fungi; Ascomycota; Dothideomycetes; Mytilinidiales; Mytilinidiaceae. Gene Ontology annotation, molecular function: 3-beta-hydroxy-Delta5-steroid dehydrogenase (NAD+) activity. The record is from RefSeq and is a predicted model, not a curated record. Bases 1 to 1131 code for a protein of 376 amino acids. Gene Ontology annotation, biological process: steroid biosynthetic process. The transcript is spliced from 2 exons.